UGUUUGAAUUCAACAUUUGCGCAGAUUCCUGCGAGUUCUCAGCGCCAUGAGAUUGCGCCGGAUGGCAGCACCCCUAUGCGUCGCCUUGUUUGUCCAUGUGCAGCAGGGCAGGGUGCUGCGGCCAAGCGGCCCCCAGCUGAGAACUCUUUCUGCGGGCGUGCCGUGUUGCUUCGCAGCUGGAGCCAGGGCGGCACGUGUCCGAGGCAAGACGACAGCCAACAAGCGGAGUUUGGCCCUUUUGGUAGACGGCGACCAGUAUGGGCCUAAGCAGUGCCAACUUUUGGUCGAUUUCCUUGACCAGUCUUAUGAUGUUCGAGUUCGCCGCAUCUAUGCUGCUCCAAGCAAAGCUGAAACAUGGCGCAGGCCUUUAGCCGAGGCCAGCUUCGACUUUGUAGCAGUGCCACGCUGGACUGGUGGACAGAAAGAUCCGGUUGACAUGGAAAUUGCCAUGGAUGUUAUAGAGAUGGCCAUGUCGAAGGAGUUGUGUUGCCUUGCAGUGGCAUGCGCAGAUGUGGACUAUGCAAGGGUAUUUCAGCGGGGUCGCGAGCUGGGCCAAGAUAUGCUGCAUGUUGUGCCUGCCGGGACUAACGCUUUACCGGAAGUUCCAGCCGAGAUUGCAGCGAGUUGCUCUCAGACGCUGGUGGUGAAGCGGAAGGAAGAUGGCAAAGCGGGCAAAGCAGAGAGAUAUCAGGUGACACCGGCCGAGCAAGAGGUCAGAGAUUGCUUGGCUGAUUUGGGCUACUGGGAUCCGAAAUCAGGAUUGGCAAGGCGCUACCAAAGUCGCUGUUUACGUCAAGCUAUUGCUUGCUUCGUGCAUGUGAAUGACAUCAGUAGUCUCCGUGGCUCCCACCCGUUCUUCCCACCGCGAACAGUGACAGCACAGCUGCGCGAGAUUGUUUCUCGGAAGCAGCAGUGGAAAUCUAAGCCAGAUGGCUUGCUGUGUUUGACGGGCUGCAACUCCCGUCACAAUCACCCGACCUUGGGAAUGAAGUUUUCAAAUUGGCCCUUUGUGGAUUGUUUCGAGUUUGCAACAGACAACUUGGCCGAACGGGUGCUUCGAGCCUUCGGUUAUCUCGACUCUUGGCACAAUGUGGUUGAGCAAGAAGCACGUACUUUCUUUGUAAAGCGACAAGCGACGAAACGGACAUCUCAUGACAAUGAGAUGCUUGCGGCUUUGAAAUCGGCCGACUGGUCAGAGCUCCAUCGCCUUUUUACCCGCGAUGACCUCUUGCAAGAGUGGUGCUUACCUCGGAAGGACACCCAGCUUCGGCUCGACCUGCGACGCUUGGGCUACCUGGACUCGAAGGCCUCAAAGGGCGCGAUCAUGGGGUCCAUGAAGCGAUUCCUGGAGGCACAGGGAGUGAAAGUUCCUGCCAACUACCACUUCCGGGUUUGGCACUGCCUGGAGCUGCUGCACGCACAGCCAUGCCCAGAUCGUCGAAGAGAAUGGACUGAGGAAAUAUCUCGCGGCCAUGUUCAAUAACAGGACUUUGGAGGGUGCCACUGAGCAGCAGGACUCUCUUAACUAUGGAUAAGCGUGCUUUUUCAGGGUACCCUUUUCACCUUGGUUCAAAGGAGGCCAAAGGC
Molecule: messenger RNA, 1587 nt
Organism: Effrenium voratum
Lineage: Eukaryota; Dinophyceae; Suessiales; Symbiodiniaceae
Source: the annotation of a GenBank genome assembly